AUGGUCAACGUUGCCAUUGCGGGCGGAACAGGUGCUGUUGGGCGUACCCUUCUGGAGGUGAUGGCUUCACAGACCCGACAUCGUGCGUUCGCCCUCACACGAAGAGAGCCCACCGAAGAUGAGCAGCUACUUGUCCCAACAUACCAAGUCAACUACGAGGACAUCGAUUCGCUCAAGCUAUUCCUGGAAGAACACAACAUCCACACGGUCAUCAGCGCCUUCGGCAUCAACGCUACUUCCCUCGCAACAUCGCAGCUGAAUCUCAUCAAGGCUGCUGAUGCAUCGUCUGUCACUAAGAGAUUCAUUCCUAGCUCCUUUGCCAUCCCUUAUCCGGAAGAAGAUGUCUCUAUUCUGCCACCUCUUGAACACUACUUUGCUUCUUUCAGAGCCCUGGCAAAUUCUAACCUCGAAUGGGCCCCCGUCUAUAAUGGCACAUUCCUAGAGUACAUCGCACCCCCAACACUGAAGUCGUACCACCCGCACAGUGUGCUGGUACUUGAUAUGGAGAACAAUAUUGCUGCGAUCCCCGGAAAUGGCAACACACCAGUUACUUUCACGUACACCUUUGAUAUCGCACGAUUCGUGAUUGCCGCGCUCGAUCUCGAAAAGUGGCCCCGGGAGCUCCGCAUUGUCGGUGACGAACUGACCUUCAAUGAAUUAUUGAAGCUUGCGGAGGAGGUAAAGGGGGUUAAAUUUGACGUCGUCUACGAUGAUAUCGACAAGCUGAAGGCAUCACAAAUUACGGAGCUACCGGGUCAUGUCAAGUCGUAUAACAAGUUUCCUAAGGAGAGGCUUCAGUGCUUCUUGGCUAUUUUUGAAACUUGGAUGGCUACGGGUCAGGCGCGGGUUGCUAGGGAGGGAAGUUUGAAUGAGAUAUUUCCGGAUAUUAAGCCUCUUACUGCUAGGCAGAGACCUUCUGAAAGCGCAAGCCAUGCAGCAACUGUGAGGAAGUACGGGGAAGCAUUGGAUAGCCUUACCCUAAUCGUCAAACCGCGCUACCAUAUUGUUAUACUCUUAUCCGAGAUCGCAUCGAACGAUGUACUGGUAGGGUUUGAAGAGGUAGACUUUAUAUCUUCGCCGGAAGAAGGCCAAUUUGAAGAGGUGCAGGCAUUUUGUAGACUAGCUACAUUAUUCGGUUAUAUUUCCGAAAUCAAGACGCAUAACUGGGAUGCACAAAACCAGUAA
Molecule: messenger RNA, 1185 nt
Organism: Aspergillus niger
Lineage: Eukaryota; Fungi; Ascomycota; Eurotiomycetes; Eurotiales; Aspergillaceae
Exons: 4
Coding region: 1-1185 (394 amino acids)
Source: RefSeq, a predicted model, not a curated record